AAGCUAGCGCUACGUAGCGCUACGUAGCGGCUUCAUGUAGCAGUUGCAAUUGCUGCGUUACUUCUGCUGGACAGUAGUGCUACGCGCAGCGCUUUUUGUAAGCGCAAAUAUGUUUGUAUACAAAUCGCCGUUGUAUUCUUCGGUUGCUAAGCUGUGUUUUUUAAUUAUUUAUAAAAAUGGCAAAAAAAGUGUCAAAGUAUUAUAAUUGAGACGGUAUUAUUGUAAAUGGCGGCCACUACUUAGAACAUGCUACGCGUAGCCAUACUGUCCAGCAGAAGUAACGCAGCAAUUGCAACUGCUACAUGAAGCCGCUACGUAGCGCUACGUAGCGCUAGCUUCGGCUAAACACACCCAUUGUUAGGGUUAGAUUUGAAGGCGGGAAAAUAUUGAAGAACGAAAAAUCGCGAUUAACCUCAUCGAUUGAAAAUAUGUACAAACUGGUGUUUUUCAAUUCAAUGUUGUAACGGCUCAGAGGACAUAAAGGAGACACGCAUAUGCCAGUUAUAUGUGUGGGGAUAACCCACCUUUCCUGUGACUGACUGGUUUUUAGUGACUAAACUUAAUUAACGUUUGUUUGAUUAUAAUAUAUUCUUGUAUAACAUAGAUUGGAUAAUGGCAGAGAGCAAAUGUUUACAAAUGAUUCAAACAAACUUUUCUUUAUACGGUCUUGUAUUACCAAGAGAACUCAGGGUAUCUUUAGCAAAACACUUGGUAAAGAUAUCAGAAGAAGAACGCGAAUCUUGGCUCACUCGCAUUAUAGAGUUGAUUUUGGCCCAAAAUCUGAACAGUCCGCAUGUUGAUGCCGAACAUUUAAAACUUGCUAUAGAAGAGUGGAUGGAGCCAACCAAGUUAAAAGACACAGAAACAGUAUUUAACGUUAUAAAUGGAUAUGAUAUACCUAGAAUAAAGUACGAUAUCAGCAAGAAGAAGUUUGUUAUCGAUAAUGAGAGUUUAUAUUCUGAGGCAGAAUAUAAAUCGUUGAUAUUUAAAGAUCGUUUUGAAGUACUGUGGUAUAAAACUUUGAGACACAAACAGUUUCAAUUUUCCAAGUUUGAGAAACAACAAAUGGACAAGAUAGAUUUGAUACCUAUUGAAUAUUUAUUGAGUGAACUAAGAAUGGGCAAUGUGUGUGUCAUGGGUAUGAUAACACAAUUAACAGAAGAUCAAUAUUACUUGGAAGAUACAAGUGGAACUGUUAAAAUUGACCUCACCGAUACAGAUUUUCAGGAUACAUUUAUCAUGGAAGGUUGCAUAAUAAUAGUUAACGGAAUUUAUAAAGAUAAUACGUUACAUGUGAAAACGAUCAGUUUUCCGCCGAUAGAAUUAUCGGAGAGCUCGAGAUCAGAUUUCGGCGAUAGUAAUACGUUUGGCGGACCGCACAAUUUGUCGCUGAAAAUGUCGGAAAAGUUACAAGUUCACGAAGAGACCAACCAGGACGGAAUGAUAGUUUUCAUAGCAGAAUUAUGGUUGGAUAUUCCAACCGUUCUGCAAAAAUUCAAAACUGUUCUAGAAGGCUACAUGGACUACCCUCCUGUAGCUUUUGUAUUGUGUGGUCACUUUUUGAGCUUUCCUACAAAUGUAACGAGCGCGCAAGCUUUGAUAACGGGUUUCAAAAAUCUAGUUGACAUGAUAACAAACUAUGAGGUGAUAAAAGAAUCGUCAAAGUUUGUUUUUGUACCCGGUCCGCAAGAUUUGGGCUCCCCUAAUAUUUUGCCGAAGCCUUCUCUGCCCAAAUGCAUCGUCGAAGAAGUGACGAAAGAAAUACCGAACGCUAUCUUUACCACAAACCCGUGUAGAAUACAGUAUUGUACGAAAGAGAUCGUGGUGUUGAGAGAAGACAUGCUGACAAAAAUGUGCAGGAAUGCGCUUCGUUUUCCGAAAGAGGAAAACUUCUUCAAACAUUUUGCCAAAGCCAUUAUCAGUCAGUCGCACUUGACUCCUGUACCUCUUCAGGUCGUUCCGAUAUACUGGAAAUAUAAUCACGCUUUACAAAUAUUUCCAACACCAGAUCUUAUUGUGAUCGCCGACAAUUUUGAAUCAUACACGACCAACCAUUCCGACUGCUAUGUGAUAAAUCCGGGAAUGUUUUCCAAAAACAAUUUCUCGUUUCAAGCUUAUGUUCCUGCGAUCAAUCAGGUUCAAGACUGUCAACUUCCAAGCGACACCGAUGUUUCUUAGGGUGAGAAAAAAGAUAAGUAUGAAGAAAAUAUCAACAACUGUUUUGUGUAAAUAAAUCUAUAUAAUUUUGGAUAUUAUUAUCACUAAUGUAUAUACGUGAAAAUCUUUUGUGAGUUUAUUUUACAUUUAUUUUGCUCUGAUAACAAAAUCCUUCGGUUCGGUUUUACAAUACUUUAAAAACGUGUCGGAAACAUCGCGUUUGAAUGGUAAUUUUUAAUACUCUCUACGUAAGACGCAAAAAAGACAAAGUAAAUUUAAGCCUAAGAGAUAAAAAUAAUUUAAUAAUCACACGAAACGAAAACUACUGGAGAAAUUUUUACAAUUAGUCAGGUCUAACAAUACGGUGAAAAAUGUAAUUCAGGGAUAAUUUACUUUGAGAGAAUAGGACAAUUUUUAUCGCGAAUAUCUUUCUCUAAAUUGUGUCCGUAACUUGGCGUGCUUUGCUAUGUUCAGAGAAUAACUAAUAAUAAAAUCUUAUAUCUCAGACUCUCUGAAUAGGACACCAAUGAUACUGAAAGAAUUUUUCCUAUCAAUUAUAAAUAGAUACAUAUGAUAUCUACUUAUAAUAGUCGUAUAAAUAGAUACAUAUUAAAACACAGUGUUCCUUUCUUUUUGCAAUGUACAUAACAUUAUACAACACACACACACACGCAUCCACGCGCGCACAUAUACUCGCGAUUUCCAAAGAGAAACACUCACGAGAUCACUGUGAAUAAAGUAAUUUUAUUUUAACAAAACGUGAAUACGAUCCGCGAAUUUCAAUACAAAUUUUCACAAGAGCAAAGACUGCACGGCUCCUGCUCUCAUGAAAAUUCGUAUUGAAAUUCGCGGAUUGUGUUGCACUCACGUUUUGUUAAAAUAAAAAUACUGUAUUUAAGUAAUCUCGUGAGUAUUACUCUUUGUGGAAACCGCAAACUCUCCGCGAGAUUCGCAAAAAUACACACAAACUGAUUCUUCCAUCCUCCCCGAUUUUGUCUCUCUCAAUUCGUUUCUUUCUCUGGAAGCAUAUAAGUCAAUUACUGGCCGUGGUAAAAUCAAACGUGACAUUCUUGUGUGUAAGCGUAAAAAGUCGUCAAUGUUUAAUCAUAACAUUACAAAUAACAUGAUAAUACUAACAUUACACUUUGUGUAUGAGCAAUAUAAUUUCUCUUGUAAUAACUAGUUGUGUUAAUAAUUUCUAAGACAUGUGUCGCCAUAAGAACAUUUAUAAAAUGUAGACUUUGAAUUACAAUCGAGGUUUACUUGUUUUCUCGCAAACUCCUGGAAGAAAUUUAUUCUCGUAUGUUACACAUUUAGGAUUUCGACUUAAAAUAUUUCAAAUGCAUGCUCGCGUUAAGAUUCUAUGGUGAUUGUUAAUACUUUGUUUGUUUUUUUUUUUUUUGUUUUUUUGUUUU
Messenger RNA from Pseudomyrmex gracilis, 3572 nucleotides. RefSeq names its product DNA polymerase epsilon subunit 2-like (gene DNApol-epsilon58). The record is from RefSeq and is a predicted model, not a curated record. Bases 613 to 2178 code for a protein of 521 amino acids. The transcript is spliced from 4 exons. Gene Ontology annotation, cellular component: epsilon DNA polymerase complex. Gene Ontology annotation, biological process: error-prone translesion synthesis; DNA-templated DNA replication. Gene Ontology annotation, molecular function: DNA binding. NCBI's taxonomy places the organism in Eukaryota, Metazoa, Arthropoda, Insecta, Hymenoptera, Formicidae.